GUAGCUCUAAGAAGAUUGGAAAAUUACUCGACAGCAUCACGAAACUGAAAGCUUACGAGUUGUUAAUGGCUUAUAAUCGAAGAAAAUUGAUUUUAUUCAGAUCUGGCAACCCUCAUCGGCGUGGGUCGCGGUGCGUAUUUUGUUAGCGUGGGUUGAUUGUUUUAUUUUAGAUUUUUAUCAAUAAUUUCUCAUGGAAAAUAGUUCUGCAGAAGUGAAAUAAAAUUACGGGACGCAUUAUGGUAAAAGACUGGGCCAGAAGACAAAACAGAACUUAAUAUAUAACUGUACGCAGUGAAUAGCACCAUGUCGCAACAGUACAGCCUGCGAUGGAACAACCACCAGCCUAACUUCAUAUCCAUGUUUACGACUCUUCUAAACACGCAGACUCUGGUGGACGUGACCCUCGCUGCUGAAGGGAAGCACCUGCAGGCACACAAGGUAGUGCUGUCGGCAUGCAGCACAUACUUUCAGGCAUUAUUCGUGGAUAACCCGUCCCGUCACCCGAUAGUUAUCUUAAAGGAUGUCACGUUCGCUGACCUGCGGACGAUGGUCGACUUCAUGUAUUACGGCGAAGUUAAUGUCACCGAAGAACAGCUACCACAGGUGCUGGACACUGCUAAGCUGCUGAAGAUUAAAGGUUUGACUGAAAUGCCGGACUCUACGUCGUUGACCCGAUCUCAAGGAACAUCCGCUGACUUCCAAUCGCCCGGAGAGUCCGUGGACUCGCAGCGGCACUCGGCUUCGCCCGCGUCGUCGCCCUCCAACAAACGGAAACGUUUUGUGCGCAGGAAAAGUUCGACGGGUUCCACAUCACUGAACAUGGUGAUGGGCGAGGAACACCGGUCCGAAGAAGCACAUAAUAUCGACAUGAUGAGGGAGAGCAUCACUCUGAGCAGCGUGCCCCAGCAACGCAGGCGGGACUACCAUGACGACAGAACCGUCGAAAAUUCACAACAGACAACAGACCAGCAGAACAUGAAUAUAGAUCAAGUCGGGAUGGACGCGAACACGGGAGGCAUCCAGCAAGAAUCGAUAAAAGUGGACCCAGGACUGAAGCUCCGACGAUCGAAACACUUUAAGCGCCAGAACAGAGUAGCCGACGACCGCGACAUGCGCAAACAGUGUUCCGAGCCGGCCGUCUCGACACCGCCGCUGCCCGUGUUGCAGAAGCACGAAUCUUACCCGCAAUACGCUACCAAGAACCGAAGAUCGAAGCCGCAGGAACGCGAAGUCGGUUCGUUGUUGAUUCGCGCCGUGACCGUGAUCGACCGUCAGUCGUCGGGCGGCCCGUCGGCGGCGGCGGCCUCGUCGGAGUCCGGGGGCGAGUGCGUGACGACGCAGCGCGCCCGCCACACGCCCGCCGUCCGCUCCGGGCCGCCGCUCAGCUGCAACUUCUGCUGGAACACGGUGGACGAGUGCGGCCGGAUCCUGCGCCGGAAGACGCAGUACCACUGCCCGGAGUGCCGCACCAACCUCUGCAUAGUGCCCUGCUUCCACGAGUACCACGACAACCCCGACGCGGAGCCGGGUGCCGGCGCCAGAUGAACGCUCCCCUCUGCCAUACUAAUACGUUUUAAGCGCACGCCAACGGCUAAACGCUCACGUGCGAACUCAAUUAAGACGACACAUCGUCGUUGUCAAACCAAAAUCUGAUAUGUGCACUUUUAAAGUAAUUAUUACAUCGUCUCAAACUUUUUCGUCUGUGUGUUGCAUGUCGCGUGACGGUCGGCCGCGGAGUAGGGAUAAACUAAAAGGCGCUCGUCAGAGCAGCCAAGGCCAAUAUGGCGGCGCCUAUAGUUCGCAGCAGCUGAACGUGUAGUUUAUAAACUAUAUACGCUAUUUUGUUUGUUUUUGUCAGUGUUUAAUGUAAAUGUCGUUUGUCAGAGUUAAAUGACUGUAAUGUGAAAAAAAAGUUUCACUUUUACCGUGGUUUCAUAGAACCACACAAUCCUUUUUGAGAUUUUUACUUUUUGACCUUUUUAUAUAGUUCAGAGCCCUAUCUACCGUAUAAAAAAAAUUGUUAUGUAUCUAUAGCUUUAAUAUUUAUCUAUAGCUUUCAUUUGAUAUAGUUCUUAAAAAUUCACCUUCAUAUAAAAUUAUAUACGUAAAUGUUUAUACUCGUUAAUUCAAAAUAGAGUUUUUGCACAUAGCAGAUUUUGGUUUGACACUGACGAUAUACUAAAGAAAUAAAUAUAUAUAUAUAUACAGUAAAAGCUCUUUAUUCGCUGGAUAUGUGUUCCUUAAAUAUGCCGCGAAUACAGAAACCAUGAAUAUGGAAUGGUAUUUACAUAGGUAUAGGGGUCGUUCGUAGGCAACAAAAUAACAAACAAGUACAUGUAUAUAUACAAAAAUGAACGCCGAAGGCGGCUUGUAUCAAAGGCGAACCAAUACAGCGGCGACAUCAUUUAAGAACAUACUUUAGGCAUAGUCGUAAUAAGGUCUAUUUUACUUUUUUAUUGGUCCAUUUGACGAUGCGUUUUCAAGUAUUCGGUUGAAUCAAUGUGUGUGUACCGCGAAUGAAGAAAUAUAUAGCCGCGAAUAUAGAAAUUGGAUUGCAUUUUUUAAUCCGCGAAUAGUGAAAACGCGAAUAAGGAGCUUUUGCUAUAUACAUUUAAAAAAAGAAUUGAGUUCCGUCGUGAUCUGACCUUUAGCUGGAUCUUUAGAAUGUUAAUUGUUAAGUUUGUAAAUAUGUUUAUUGAAUGUAACAUUAUUUCUAAGUAUAUUUUCUAAGUAAAUUUUUGGGCUUAUAUUCAGUACCCGUGAUCCUGUUUUUUAUGAAGAUUUUACACACAAAUGUUAUGAAAUAUUUAAUUGUAUUUACACUAUAAUAACGAUUAGCGCGUAGUCAAGUUUUUUAUUACGAGGAGAAUUCGAUGUAUCUAUAUGUAUAAUUAAUGCCUACUACCUUAUAUAUGUCUUUUCGCAUUAAAAGUGUACAAUUUCCACAAAUAUUCGAAAUUGAGUUAAUAUGCAUAACCAUUUGAUAUCACCAGUAUUUUUCUCAUAAAUACUGUCAAAAGAGCGUAGUUUAGUUUUAGAUAUAUUUUUUUAGUUUACCUAUGUUUUGACUUCUAUUAACAAAAUUAAUACAUAAUUUUAUCUUACUUGAAAAGACAGAUAAUGUAACUGGUAAAAAAUAAUAAAUAAACGUUGCAAAGAUGAUUAAUAUUAUAAAUAUUACAUGUUAAACCUUUAAAACGCUCUCCUGUAAAAUUAAUAAGUUUGGAGAUUAUACAGUUUUAAUGCGAGAAGACGAUUAUAUCAUACGUUUAACAAUGUGAUUUGAUUACGGAUGUUGCAAUAUUUUUCACCUUGUUACAGUGAUACGUCUUGUGAUAUUGUAGUGUGAACUCUAACGAAAUGUUAAUGUGCACGCGAGCGUAGUACGUAACGUGCGGCGAUAAAACACGCAUAAAUAAAUAGAUAGCACAUAAUUUUUAUCGGAUAUACUUACAUAUAUUUACAAAAAGUUGACUCUAGUUUGUAAAGUUGUAAAGCGAACCUCUAAAACACGAGCUGCAAUUUAAAAAAAAACUUUAUAAAUAUAAAAUAAUAAAUAAAUAAAUAAAUUUUGUAAUAUAUUCGUCUAGUUCUACGAGCUUCAAUUAAAUUGAUGUUUCGAUUCAAUUAGCCUGUUUUGUAUUUAAGGUAACGUAAACUAAAGCAAUAAGGGUUAAUUAUCUUUUAUUUUUUUUAAAACAUGUAUAUUGUAUUUUCAUAAAAAUAUUUACAGGUAUUCAUAUUAGUACCUCAUCGAUUGUAAUGUGAACUUCACGAUCUUAUUGACCUCGUUUUAAAUUGUAACUGUGAUUUGUCUAUGGAAUUGAAGGAAACGGCAAAGCACCGAAGUCUCCUAUUUCGUAAUCAUAUACAAAAAAAAUUAUAAUACGCGCGUAUUUGUUCUAUCUGUUUUAGAAAUAUCAGUCUGUAGAAAUUGCGACCUGCCAUUUUUGUGGCGGGUUGCAAUUUGGCUAUAUCUGUAUAAAAAAAUUGUGAAUUACUUGAUAUUUAUAUUACUUGGCACUUCCAAAGUACAAUAUACCAAUAUCUAUAAGAAAAAUAGGCUUAGCGAAUUUCAUCUUGGUGGAAGUUCACACAUCAUGAUAAUAUAUGUGUUUGCCAGUUCGAUUACAUUCACACGUAAAAGGAGGUAUUUAUUCGAAUAUUUAUGCAGAACCACAUUGAAAUCAGUUUUGAAAUGAGGCAGUAGUUAAUGAUACAAAUAUGUGUUGAAGAAUAGUGAUCUAGAAGGUAAGUCUAGCUGUCACUGUCUCACGCCCGUAUCGCAAUGGCUAUGACGUCAUAAGACUGAUUUAAAAAUUCUUACCCGAAAAGUUCGAGUGAAAUCUAACUCGACUAUAUCUGAAAGUGUUUGUAAAACAUACUUUUGGGUAGAAUAAUACCAUGAAAACAAUGUUGCCAUAUAUGUGCAACACUAAACCUCGGUAAUGACAAAAGUGUAGGGUAGGUACAUGAAAAUAUUAGUCGACUUUGAAGCUGUUUAUUGAAACGAAAAUAUAUAACGAUAUAUUUCGUAAAAUUUUUAAUGUAAGAAAAAAAAUCAAUUUAUUAUAGGAAGUAUGUAUUUAAAUUUAUCUUUUUCUAUAAAUAAAAAUGAAAGUUUGUGUGAUUGUCGUCCAUGCGUCCUAAGUGAUUCAUCGAUUUGUGUUGUUGUCGUUAAGGAAGGUUUCUGUCGCAGUGCCACCGUCAUACGCGUGAAAAGCUUCAAGAAAUUGUUGUUUCUCAUAAAAUCAAUGAGGUUCACGGCGGACCUUAACCAGGCUUCACUAUUUUAUAACAAAGAACAACCAUUCAUUGGGCAUGAGUUGAAAACACAUACGCACAAAACAUUUGUGAGCUGUCACUCAUAUUCUCCCCUCCUUUCUUGUAUUUUCAAAUUUUAAUAAAAUGCUUCUUUUUUUUUUCUUCCUAUGCUGAUAGCCUUGAGUGGCUAUUUCAGCUUAGAAAAUGCUGAAAACGUUCGUAUUCAUGCCGCAGUACAAGCGCCAUCUAGAGGCCGCUUUGGUCAUACAUACUGAUAGCUGAGACGCUAGACGUCAGAAAUGCAUCAACUAUCCUAUUUAUAAGAAAACUAGCUGUACCCGUCCGCUUCGCUGGACAUUUAAAAUUAACAUUUUUAUUUCUCACCCCACAAAGAUUCUCAUCAUCAACGCCCCCGCAACGUGUAGGGAGUCCAACACUCAUAUAAAUAUUAGCCUAUCCAUUAAGUACAUGUGUUUUCUACAUGGAUAUCAAGUUUCAAGUCAAUCGGAUGCAUGGUUCAGUAGUUAUAAGGGAACAUCCGUAAAAGCCACUGGUAGAUACCUACCUACCUAUAUAUAUUAGUAUAUAUGCUCUGUAUAAAAUAUUAAAUUUAGAAUUUUAACAGUAAUUGAUUUCCGUGUCACAAUAUUUAGACAGCAUAAGGAUUUAAGGAAAGUUAUUUGCUGAGUAAGUGUAUAGCGUAGUGAUUUUAAAGCACUUAAUGCAAUGAUAUGCCAGGCCCCUCGGUUUGUUGGUGUCUGUAGCAUUUUGGGUGAGUUGCACAAGCACUUGUCUUGGAAAUAAAUGCAUCCGGUUUAAUUGUGUAAAUGACCAAAAAAAAGCUUUCAAGAAAGAUGAAUCCAAUACAAAAGGUAUGUUAUUAAUUUUUUGGCAACGGAGAAAACAUGAUCCUACAACAAGGUGUUAUCAUAUUAAUUGAGACAGUGCUUACGUAAGUAGUAAUACCUUUUGAAUUUAUCGAUGAAUAAGUAGGUAUGAGUUGAAAAAAAAAAACAGUUUCCAUUCGUUUUCAAAAAGAUAAUGAGUUAACAAUAUCCUGGGAAGAGCAUGAUGUUCCGAGUGAACAUUGUGGUUUUACGCUUUAAUAACAGAAGCUACGAGCGUGACCAGUAUGGUAUGUUAAAAACCUUCCAGAGAAGUCCUAUCGGAUUUGUGAAAAGUCGUUUUAAUAUCAUUACUACAUUGGAAGUUUCUGUUUCUAAGAUUGAGCAGACAAUUCUUAACGGAAAUAGUUUGAAAUUAUAAAAUUAAAUGUAGAAAAUGGUACAGCUUGUUGUAGAGCUUUGUGUACUCUGAAUACACGCUCCCAUACCAAUGGUUGGAAAUAAGAUGAGAAAAUCACUUUGUUUAAAACCCCGUGCGUAUAAUAUUUACAUAAAGCGUCCUCCAAAUUGCCGUCUGGCUUAUAAUUGAGUUGCACGUCUCCCCUAGCAACGCCGCCCUCAAAUUCACAACCCUUCGACAGACCCCUCGUCACAAUAUAUACACACGUAUAACAUAUGCCUAUUUUGUUAUUAAAUUGCACGUAUAAAGGGUGUCACACAUGGCGAAGAUACUAUAAUAUUUUAUCGAUAUAUGGUUAUAGUUCAUACAAAAUGUAUAGCGAGCGAUAUUGUAUGUAACCCUUAAAUGAACAAUGUUGUUUUUAAACAACAUACUAAACAUCACAGAUAAAAUUGACCUUCUUUUAAUUUUUUGUUAAUUUUGACAACUAGUUCUUAUUUCUGAAAGAAUUUUGAAAAAAAGUAUAGUAAAUUCAUGUCUAGAUUUUUUUACUCAUUUUUCCUAGACAGUAAUACAUGUCUAUUACACAAAUAUAUUUUUUUAAAACGUGAAACAAAAAUCGUCCAUUUAAGGAUAAAAUAUUAUAGUAUCUUGGCCGUGUGUGACGCCCUUUAUGCUCUUGAACGAGGAUAGCCCGGUCGGUUCGCUUUUGGAAAUUCAUUCGUUUCAUUUUCUUUCGUCUUUCAAUUAGACUACAAAACACACUUUAAAAUAUUUAGUUCGCAUCGAAGCAGUUGAAGACUGAUGAAACAAUGAAUAGCUUAAAUAUACGCUUAAGAAAGCGUAGGUGCGUAAUGCAAAUAUCUCACUGUCUCGUCUCGUCUGUAAGUGAAUUUGCAAUUUGAUUUUCUUUUAAUUUCACCAAUCUGGCCCCUCACAAUCUCGAAAGGUUUGGAAGUGACAAAUUUAUCAACGGUUUCUUUUGUUUCGAUUUUAGAGUUUAUUGUAAUCUAAAGCACAUAAAUUAUGAAAAAAUACCUUUUUAUAUGUGCCGCGUACAACUGCUCAAUGCGUUGGGGUAACUGAACACUAGAAAGAAACUGGAGUGUAUUUUUUUUUUUCACAAACGAAUAUUUCACUCUAGGAAGCUCCACAACCACUUGACAACACAAUGUCAUUUAUUAUACGAAACCGUAUACAGCAGAUUUAUAGUAUACAGUAUCGUCAUCAACCCAGAAAUGUCCGGUGUUGAGACAUAGGCCUCUCUUAAGGCACGUUUUAAUUACCUAUAGGCCUGCACCCCCGACUUUCAGCAGUUUGUUAAUUUUGCGGGAGGCCUACCCAUGCUUGCUAUGUAUUUUUAUCUAUGAGGAUGGUGCUUCGCGACACGCAUUAUCCUCGUGUGUUAGACUAUGCUCAUAUUGUGCCAGUACGUAUUGUGAGCCCACAAGUACCACUGUCUUGCCUGUUUUAGUCGUGAAGCAAACGUUAAUCGAGGAAUGCGAUGAAUAAUAAUCAAAAGUAAUGCGUCCUACAUUUGUGUUUCAUGGGUGCGGUAUAAUACUAUAUUCAGUAUAUGUAGUACUAUAUUCGGUGUAAUAUAUAUUCAGCAAAUAUUACAGUGAGCGUGUGGGCGCGAUAACACAUCUAAACUAUUAAAAUCUAUUUAUAAAAAUUGCACGUAGAAAAUAAUAUACAAAAUUGAUCUGCACUCGAAAUUGUGAUAUGUCGCAUCUUUGUAUCGCUUCAAUGAACCGUUUGUAAAAAUAUUUAGUAGGUACAAGAUGUUUAAUGUAAAUUUUAAGAUAGAAAAUAUAUCAGUUUUUUAAAACGUUGCUAGUUAUAUCUUAACCUCUAGUAGAUAAUUUAGAUUUUAAUGAAAUAGAACAAUUGUUUUAAUACUUAUUAAAUAAUAAUAUGUUCAUUUUGUAUGAAUAUAUAACACACAGGUGUAAUUAUCAGUCUUCUGGUAAUUUCCCUUUUAAGUAAUAUAAUACCUAAUAUUACGUAUUAUUCAAUAUGAAACUCUGUCUUAUAUUACUUGUUCUUAAUAAUUUGCGAUAUGUAUUUCUUCCGCUUUGUUUCAAUAUUAUAAGCUAAAAUUAUUUAUUUUAAAAUAGUGUUUGCCAAAUAUUUUGUUUAAAAAAAUUACGGACCGUUCGAUUAUCAGAAAUAAUAAUAUUUGUUCCCAGCUGCUUCAAAAAGUAGUGAGGCAGUUCUAGUGCACAAUUUAUGUAUGCGCUGUCCUGUGACACUCGCAGCGUUAGGUGUGGUUUCGCUAGAUUCAUCCUAGUAAAAAAGUAGAGCGGUGUGACGUAAUAAUGUAAAUUGUUUCAAUUUACGUCUGAAACUUUAAUUUUGGGAGCAUACUUUAAUAAUAUAGUGCGUUUCACAUAUUUUUUAUAUGAUAAACUCUGAUAUUCUCUUGUUCUUUAUCUGUAAGUCUUGCUUAUUAUGUUUUUUUUUAAGUUUUAUUUUAAUAACAUAUUGGUCUCAAAUACAAUUGAAGUAAUUCAACUAAAGGAAAUUUUUAUGUAUGUUGUACCUUAUAAGAGUUUAACAUUAUGUUCUAAGCCACCGUGCUAAUGUUUUCGAAUUACAAAAUAAUGUUAUUAACUGAACGCUUGUUUAAUAAUAUUCUGUCAUUGAAUUUGGGACAAAUUCAUAAAAUCGUUUCAAUUAUUUCAUAAAAUUGUCACGGUUAUUAAGCUAGUUUUUUCUGGUCUAAGUUUAAUUUCUUUAUAUUAUUAUUCCAGUGUUUUUUUAUUUUAAAUAUUAUUAUGGUUAUAACUGUAUCACGUAAAAUAAAAAUUUAAUUAUCAUUAAUAUUCGAGUCUAAUUUUAAGCACAAAACAAGUUGUUCUAUGCUUUUUGUUUUCGAAAGAAUACCAACCAAAAAUAUUAAGGUUAUUAUCUUUAAGACCUUUGCUCUCUGUGUGCUAAGUAUUUAAUAUAUCGUCCACUUGGCAAAAA
Messenger RNA from Bombyx mori (domestic silkworm), 8982 nucleotides. RefSeq names its product protein jim lovell. The coding region runs from base 304 to 1545 and encodes 413 amino acids. The record is from RefSeq and is a predicted model, not a curated record. Gene Ontology annotation, molecular function: protein binding; DNA binding. Gene Ontology annotation, cellular component: nucleus. Lineage: Eukaryota; Metazoa; Arthropoda; Insecta; Lepidoptera; Bombycidae. The transcript is spliced from 9 exons. Gene Ontology annotation, biological process: regulation of transcription by RNA polymerase II.